Messenger RNA from Phycodurus eques (leafy seadragon), 2419 nucleotides. It is a transcript of the gene sh3glb2b, whose product is annotated as SH3-domain GRB2-like endophilin B2b. Gene Ontology annotation, biological process: membrane organization. Gene Ontology annotation, molecular function: protein binding. Bases 149 to 1345 code for a protein of 398 amino acids. Gene Ontology annotation, cellular component: membrane; cytoplasm. The transcript is spliced from 12 exons. Lineage: Eukaryota; Metazoa; Chordata; Actinopteri; Syngnathiformes; Syngnathidae. The record is from RefSeq and is a predicted model, not a curated record.
GAGAGUCGAUUUCCGAUCGCGAAUGGGAUGGAUUGCUGCUUCAGUCUGCUGCUGCUGCGUCGCCUCAGCUGAUUGAGAGGAUUCCCUCUGCGGGGAAACAGCAAGUAAGCAAGUCCCGCCCUGUGUAAGCUCAGGACAGUCCAGCGCGAUGGAUUUUAACGUCAAAAAACUGGCUUCUGAUGCGGGGGUCUUCUUCACCAGGGCUGUGCAGUUCACAGAGGAGAAGUUGGGCCAGGCUGAGAAGACUGAGCUCGAUCCUCAUCUGGAGAACCUGAUCGCUCGGGCGGACUGCACCAAGAACUGGACCGAAAAGAUCUUGAGACAAACGGAGGUGCUCCUGCAGCCAAACCCAAUUGACCACACUGGUGCUCGGAUCGAGGAGUUCAUCUAUGACAAACUGGAGAAAAAGCUUCCUUCCAGGACAACCAAUGCGGAAUUGCUUGGCCAAUACAUGCUGGAUGCGGCCAGUGAAUUUGGCUCCGACACUCCGUACGGCAGUACCCUGAUUACAGUAGGAGAGUACCAGAAAAGACUGGGAACAGCUGAGCGUGAGUUCCUUCAAACCUCCGCCACGAUGUUCCUCACUCCCUUACGCAACUUCCUGGAAGGAGACUGGAGGACUAUAUCAAAAGAGAGGCGACUUCUCGAGAAUCGCCGGCUGGAUCUUGACAUUUGCAAAGCACGCUUGAAAAAAGCUAAGCAGUCUGAGGCAAAAGCAGCAGCCGCACCCGAUUUUCAGGAGACGAGGCCUCGAAAUUAUGUUCUUUCUGCCAGUGCGUCAGCGCUGCUGAGUGAGGAAGUGGACAAAGCAGAGCACGAGCUCCGCGUGGCGCAGACGGAGUUUGACCGUCAAGCCGAAGUGACCAGGCUGCUGCUCGAGGGCAUCGGCAGCACGCACCUGAACCACCAGCGUUGCUUGCAGGAUUUUGCGGAAGCUCAGGCCACCUUCUAUGCUCAGUGUCAUCACUACAUGCAUGAACUGCAGAGGGAACUCGGCAGAUCUGCUAAUGCAGUCAGCGCCCAGCGCCAGUCGGCCGUCUGUCCCGGCCCCGUGUCUGCUACGUUUCCGUCUGGUCCACGUUCACCUGGCACCGUCGUCCCCACCGCCUCGAGCGAUAAGCCCCAAACGUUGGCGAUGGAGCAAACGCAACUCCCCGUUACAGGCACCAGAAAGGCCAAAGUCCUGUACGACUACGACGCCCACGAUUCAAGCGAGCUGUCCCUGUUGGCCGAUGAGCUUAUUACCGUCUACACCGUACCUGGCAUGGACCCCGAUUGGUUGGUCGGCGAACGAGGCAACGAAAAGGGCAAGGUCCCCGUCACCUACCUUGAGCUACUGAGCUAAUGGACGCUAUGACAUGACAAGCAUGCAAAAAUGCCCUUUCGACUGUCACGCUGUAUAUUCAUGUAGUGCACUUACUUCAUUACGGACACUUUGGCCGAGUGGUUAUUUGAAACACGCAUUCAAACUUUCUCUGAAUACAAAGGAGGCCAUUUUAAUUUCAGGAACAAGCCGGAACAUUAUUAUUAUUUUUUUUAAACGAGGGUUGAGGGUUACUGACUCUGACCUCUACAGCUAAACCGGAAGCGCGUUACCUUGUGUUGGCUUUCCAAUGAUUUUUUUUUUGGGAUCCUUUUAACUGUAAUUUUUGACGUCUGUACGACUGAAGUGUCCUCCAUAGCCACAGGUUUAACAAAAUAAAGUAUAAAUCAACAGCGAGACAGAAGGAGAUCUCAUGAUUCUAAUAGUUAUCCAACAGAAGAAAAUUGAACAAAAAUCGUAGAAGCAGCAGAGAUGCUACGACGCGUGUUGCAGUACUCUUUUUCACCUGUAAAUGUGUAUUUUAUAUAUAUUUUUUUUUUUGGGAACCGUGCUGGUUGUCAUAACACCUUAUCCCUUCAGUUAACGAACCGUUUUCGCUUCCGAGUCAAUUUCUGUCACCAUUCGUUGGGAGCUUGAUGUUCUGUUAAGUUCCAAUUCUCCGAUCGACCAACCAAAUUGUGGUCACGGAGGCAAGCUGAGGCCGGAGAAUUGUACUGAUGACCGGAACAAUUCCAUGCUCACAAAUGUUUUUACUUUGCGCUUGAUUCAACAUAUGCGACGAUCGCUUAUUGCGAUGGGUUUAGGUGCAAAAUUGGUGUCAUGGAAAUAUAUGAUCUUAAGUGCUUUGAAAUGUUCAUCAAUUGCAUGUAACGAUUGAUGUCCCAUCAUUUCAGUACGCGUGGACGUAGAUGACAUGACAGCAGACGUGUUGGUGUGUGCACGCGUGUCACAAUUCAGGAAUUCCCAUCACAAUCGUUCAUGUUUUUAAUUGUAUGCGUUCUGUCAAAUACCCAAACUAGUUAUUGCACUUCCUGUUGACCCAUUUUUGCCUGGCUUGGAGCGCAAUAAACUUGCAUGUGUGGAACAGUCACGACU